This is a messenger RNA of Marasmius oreades (fairy-ring Marasmius), 756 nucleotides long. RefSeq lists its product as uncharacterized. The coding region runs from base 1 to 756 and encodes 251 amino acids. Gene Ontology annotation, cellular component: membrane. The transcript has 5 exons. The record is from RefSeq and is a predicted model, not a curated record. Lineage: Eukaryota; Fungi; Basidiomycota; Agaricomycetes; Agaricales; Marasmiaceae.
AUGUCCCUAGGCCACCGGAAACUGUUCCAGACCCCGCAUCAUCGCUGCUAUCAUCUUUGUCGGUGCCGCCGUCCUGGCACCAUCGCCUCGCCGAGAGCACGUUUCUGCGAUCGAAAAGGCCAAAAGGUUCAAACGACUGGACCUAUUCGGGGUGCUUUUACUCACAUGGGUCUGAUUCUGUUCAUCUUCGGCGUCACGACUGGUUCGGUGAACGGGUGGAAUACCGCCCGAUGUCUGGCACCGUUGAUCAUUUCUUUUUUCUUGAUCUCUGCAUUUUUCCUUUGGGAGGCCCGUUUACCGGAGGAUAUGGCUACCAUUCCGCCAAACCUCUGGAAUUAUACGAACUUUGCGGUACUUGUGCUAUGCGGAACUACCAUACCCUUCAAUUGGUGGGGAUGCGUACAGCUCCUGUUUUCUUGGAUCUGGCAGGACGUCUACGGAUGGACUCCCAUCCAGGUUGCACUUCGCUUCCUUCCCCUGGGAGUGCUUGGUUUCCCGGUUAUAGCUAUCGCAAAUGUGAUGCAGCAAAAACUGCCCCUCAAGUGGGUUAUCUUUGCUGGUCAAGUUAUCGGGAUAGUUGGAACUGUUCUGCUUCCCUUCGCCGACUCACCUCAGCACUAUUGGCGAUUCGCGUUCCCAGGAUUUGUUCUCGGUACUACGGGAAUGACGAUCAUCUUCGCGACGGUAAAUAUUGCUGUGUUCGCGGUAACCCCACCCGAGAAAGCUGGUGUUGUUGGAUCUAUCAUAAUUCUUUAA